AUGGCGCUCGGGCGCAGCAUGAGCUACCGGCCGAGCGCGCAGCUGUCCAACAACUUUGAUUUGUCGGGGCUGGCGUUGGGAAGCUUCACAAGCAAGGGCGAGGGCAGCGUGCUGCUGGCGCCCACGCCGAGCAUCAGUGCGGCCACUGGCGGCGGCGUGCUGCAGAGCGGCACGAGCAUCGGCAGCAGCGGCGGCGGCGCCGGCGGCGGCGGCGGGGGGCUGACAAAGUCGGGCAGCAUCCGGCCGGCGCACCGGGGGGGCGGCCUGGCGACGAACAGCAGCGUGGGGCCGGCGCUGCUCAAGAGCCGCUCCAUACUGUCGCCCGCGCCGCAGCCCGCGGCCCGGCACACCUUAUACCCGCAGCAGGGCCGUUGA
This is a messenger RNA of Monoraphidium neglectum, 375 nucleotides long. RefSeq lists its product as hypothetical. NCBI's taxonomy places the organism in Eukaryota, Viridiplantae, Chlorophyta, Chlorophyceae, Sphaeropleales, Selenastraceae. The coding region runs from base 1 to 375 and encodes 124 amino acids. The transcript has a single exon. The record is from RefSeq and is a predicted model, not a curated record.